CGUGGUUUGCACCAUAGGUGUGCCAGGAAGACGUCCGUUUCAGGUGGUUACGGCAUUCCAAGCCCGCGAGGACACAGGAAGAGACACCUGGAUCUAACCUCAACGACUGCAAAUAUUUUUUAUUGCUUCCAAACACUAAGUUACAGAUUGAGGGUUUGUAACUUUAUAAAACUGUAAAGGGGAAGAAAGAAACAAGGUACAGAAUUGUUUGGGAUCCUGUUGGACUCCUGCUGGAGAGUUUCUGGAGAUGUAUUCCGCCAGAUAUGAAUACGACGGACGCAAUGACAACCACGAACGGAUCGACUUCUUAACCAGCAAAGAGAAAGUAUCAUCAAAGCGGAAGGUUGGCAUCCUGAUCGGGGUUCUAGUGGCGCUUCUCAUCCUCGCGGCUGUUGCAGCGGUCCUCAUCUGGCUGUUUGUCUUUAAAGAUGCAAAUUCAGAAGCCACCAUCAGUAAGAAGCUCCGCCCAUCAGUACAGGUGUUCAGUGGGCAUAUGGAGCUGGUUGAUGUGCCAUAUGACCAGAAGCUGGAGGACACCAACAGCAAGGAAUUCAAGGAUUUGGCAGAAAACCUGCAGGCAACACUGGGGGAAAUCUUCAAGACAGAUCCAUUUCUUGGAGAAUACUACGCUAAGUCUGUCAUCACUGCAUUCAGUGAGGGUGUGAUAGCCUACUAUUGGUCUCAGUUUGAUAUUCCAGUUGAUGACCUGGAGAUCGUGCCGGAGUUCUCUGAAGAGCGGGUGUUAGAGACACUGGAGAAUGGCAUUAAGGGGCAGCGCAGCAUGAGGAGCACCAAAAAUAUCAAGAUCAGCAAAGUCACUGCCUCACUCACAGAUCCUCGCAUGGCCAGGGACCCCAGAGCCGUGGGGUGUUUCCAUCAUCUGGAGGCUGGAGAAACGGCGAAAGAAUUUUCAUCUCCAGGUUACCCCAUCAGCUACCCCCCAAGGUCCCGGUGUCAGUGGCAAAUCCGAGCCUCAGAGAACCACGCCAUUUCUGUCAGUUUCCCUUUCUUCCACAUCGAGGAUGACUGCUCUGAUGACUUUGUCUUCAUCUAUGAUUCUUUGAGUCCAGAUGAUUCUCAGGCCAUCACAGAGAAGUGUGGUCAGAGGCCCCCCUCCAACCCUCUGGAGGUGGUGUCAUCUGGAAACAUCAUGCUCAUCAACAUGAUUACUGACAGUGACGUCCAACGGCCUGGCUUUCAGGCCAAGUAUAAAGCCAUCCCAAUAUCUAAAGUUAAAAGCUGCGGUGGCGUCCUCGCUGAAAGCACAGGAGUCUUCACUUCCCCACUUCACCCCAGCUUCUAUCCCCCUGCCAUGGACUGCAAGUGGACCAUUAAGGUCCCUGCUGGCAAAAAGGUGCGGGUGAAGUUCACCAUGUUCCGCAUGAAAGAGCCUCAGGUGGAUAUCCGUGUGUGUCACAAAGACUAUGUGGAGGUUAUGGGCGUCAAGUAUUGUGGGGAGCUGUCCUCUUUGGCUUUGACCAGUCAGACCAAUGUUCUAGAUGUGACCUUCCACUCCGAUGAGUCCUACACUGACAAAGGCUUCAGUGCUGAGUACAGCGCCUAUGAUCCCGCAAACCCUUGUCCCAACAUGUUUGCCUGCAACUCUGGCAUCUGCAUCGGGAAAGAACUGCAGUGUGAUGGCUGGAAUGACUGCGGUGACAUGAGCGACGAGAUGAAGUGUCAUUGUGGGAAGGACCAGUUUUCUUGCGGGAAUGGGUUGUGCAAACCGAAACUCUGGGUGUGUGAUCGCGUCAAUGACUGCGGAGAUGGCAGCGAUGAGAAACGGUGCAAUUGUGAGGAGAAUGAGUGGCGCUGUGGGAACGGGGUUUGUCUGCCUCAGGAUGUUGUGUGUAACAAUAAGAAGGACUGCGAAGAUGGAAGCGACGAGGCCUCUUGUAAAACCUCUCCGGGCAUCUGCUCUGACUUCAGCUUCAAGUGUAACAACGGUGACUGUGUCAACAAGGUGAACGCCGAAUGUGACCGCGUCAAUGACUGCUCUGACAACUCAGAUGAGGCCAACUGCAAUUGUGGCACCAGGCCCUAUAAGCUGAACCGCAUUGUAGGAGGGCAGAAUGCUGAGCUCGGGGAAUGGCCCUGGCAGGUCAGCCUUCACUUCCUGACAUAUGGACAUGUUUGUGGUGCCUCAAUCCUCUCGGAAAAGUGGCUCCUUUCGGCGUCCCACUGCUUUGUCACCCACGACCCAGCGAACCACAUUGCAUCCAACUGGCAAACAUACAGUGGCAUGCAGGACCAGUACAAGCAGGAUGGCGUACAGCGCCGCCCAGUAAAGAGGAUCAUCAGCCACCCGGAUUACAACCAGAUGACCUUUGACUAUGACAUUGCACUGCUGGAGCUCACCGAGCCGUUAAAGUUCGAGAAUACCAUCCAACCCAUCUGCCUACCCUCUUCCUCCCACGUCUUCCCUGCAGGCAUGUCCUGCUGGGUCACGGGCUGGGGCGCGCUCCGAGAAGGAGGUCAAAAGGCACAACUUCUGCAGAAGGCUUCGGUGAAAAUCAUCAAUGACACGGUGUGUAAUGUGGUCACGGAGGGCCAAGUCACCUCAAGGAUGCUCUGCAGCGGAUUCUUGGCUGGAGGAGUUGACGCAUGCCAGGGAGACUCCGGUGGUCCCCUGGUGUGUUUCGAGGAGAGUGGGAAGUGGUUCCAGGCCGGCAUAGUGAGCUGGGGUGAGGGCUGUGCUCGUCGGAACAAGCCCGGUGUCUACUCCCGCGUCACCAAACUCAGAGAGUGGAUCAAGAAGGAGACAGGGAUUUGAGGAUGUUGUGAGGAACAGGGAGGGAUGCAGAGCGGAGAACAACAUCAUAGUGCUAAAAAAAAAUAUGAAGAUGGAACAUUUGAGUCUGAUUAAGGACAAGUCUCUCCAAGAUGUAUUCAUUUAGCAGCAGACUCACACUGAGGAGACUGUUGCACGGACCUUGAUGAAUGACUUAAAGCACUUUAUGUGGUUGCCAAACCCCUUUUUCCCCUGUCCUCCCUCUCACACACUCACUGUACACACACAUACAUAUAAACCACAUCGACUUACAUUUUGUAUAGUUUUUAAGGGCGUAAAUCAGUGCAGUGUCUUUUACCCACAUCAAUCAUGUCAUGUUUCACUUGUUAAGAGUAAUUAUAUAUAUAUAUAUAUAUAUAUAUACUUUUUAAGUUGGAGGCAGAAUAUGAACUUUUUUGGAUUUGUUUUUUUUUACAGUGUUUCUAAAUACAAUAUCUCUCCAAGAAAAAGUAAAAUUCUUCAAGACCAAGUGUUAUGUAUUUCUAAAAAGGUAAAAUGUCUUCAUCUUUUUGGGCGGCAGUUAAUUUUGCACUUUGUCAGUAGCUCAUGCUGUAGAUAGCUUUAAAUUUGGGGUUUUAUUUAUCAAGUAUCUUAAAGGAACAUAAUGCUAGUUUUAGUCGUUUGCUACAAGGCACUCACACAUUACUGCCAACCAUUUUCCAAAGCAUAGCAUAGGUUUUUAGGUUGAUUAAAGCUUUUUUAUCUACUUAUCUGCUAGGCAGCCAUUAGUUUCAGUUUUUAUCAGUAAAGUAUAAAUUUCAACUUGCCGAGACAACCGCAUUACCAUGUGAUGAUAAUGCAAGUUUGACAAAAAACAAAAAUGCUUAAAACUCUGAAGGUGCAUUUUCAUAUUAUACUUAAAUGAAUGAAAAGCAGUAGCUGCCUGUAAGGUAUAAAAUGCAUUAAUCAAUCUAAAAGCCCAUGGUUUGCUUUGGAAAAUUGCCAGCAGUGAUGUUAAGUAUACCAGACUUGUAGUUAGUGGGCUAAAAAAAACAGCAAAAACAGCAGCAUGAUCCUUGAAGAAUGCUGAUCUGAGACCGGAGGGAUGCUUAAGUUGUUUUAAGUUAUUGUUGAUCUUAACAGGGGUUCUGAGUAUUUCUGUUUUAUAUUUACAAAUGCUUACUGGCCUUGCCAGGUCUGUGAAUGAUUUGCCAAAAUGUUAUAUUCAAAAGCGGGGCGGAGGAUGAGGAUUAGAUCCAGUUGGCUUUUGCACAGGUCUCCAGUUAAGCUCAGGGUGAUUGGGGUCUUCAGUCACACACACCUGAGAGCUGAAGCAAAUCCAAGGGGUUUUCACUGGUUGCCAGAGCAAUGCAAUGAGCUCUUAUCCCAGUGAGUGUCUCUUCUCUUCGGCCAUGAUCACCUCAAUCAACUUUUUAAUCUAAGAUUUGACUGGAUGGCUUCUUUUACACCAUUUGCCUUCAUCUCUGACUUAUCCUGGAAAUAUUAUAUCCCGGAUAAGCAAACCAAAGAUUAGUAUUAUUUAUUGAAGGGGAAAAAAAUUAAUGAGGAUAUUGCUCUGUGGGCCUUUUAUAUUAAUUCCAUAGAGCCUUACAGUUAAACAUUGCAAGUCUAAAUGUGUAUUUUUCAGAAAGUAUAGGCCAAGUUUUAGAUAGAUUUCAUUGUACACUGUGACUCUGAUUUGAAUUAUUGACACACUUUAUAUCCUUUCUUUGUUUGUUUGUGUAUGUUUUUAUAUGAAAGAAUCAUGGUAAUAAACAUCUUUUAUCUGAUUCCUCAGUACCUAAUUACA
This is a messenger RNA of Thunnus maccoyii (southern bluefin tuna), 4541 nucleotides long. It is a transcript of the gene st14, whose product is annotated as suppressor of tumorigenicity 14 protein homolog. Bases 248 to 2773 code for a protein of 841 amino acids. Lineage: Eukaryota; Metazoa; Chordata; Actinopteri; Scombriformes; Scombridae. Gene Ontology annotation, biological process: proteolysis; acrosome reaction. The transcript has 19 exons. The record is from RefSeq and is a predicted model, not a curated record. Gene Ontology annotation, molecular function: serine-type endopeptidase activity; protein binding.